Molecule: messenger RNA, 432 nt
Organism: Lymnaea stagnalis (great pond snail)
Lineage: Eukaryota; Metazoa; Mollusca; Gastropoda; Lymnaeidae
Source: the annotation of a GenBank genome assembly
UACACCGUCACCGACGAGGUCUACACUUGGAUAGCGUCAGCCUACAAAAUCUACAUGUGGGUGUUUGUUGCCGUUGGACUGCCUGUGAAUAUCCUGACCGUCGUCACCAUUUCAAAAUUUCAAUCCGGCGGCCCGGCAUCAUUUUUGCUGUGCUACCUGGCCAUCAUUGACAGUGUCGCUCUUGUGGUUAAACUCAUUGAAUUGAAUGUGUUUGCCCGUGGGUUGCAUCUUGGCCGGUUCGGCUGCAAAGUGGUUCACUUGCCCAGUGCAACGCUCACAGCAAUUGCGCAUUGGACUGUUGUGUUCAUCUGCGCGGAACGCUACGUUUCAGUCUGCAAGCCGUUGAGAAGAAGCGGUUGGAUCACCAACAAACGCUGCAAGGUAGCCGUGUCUUCGAUGUCCGCCGUUUCUUCAAUGUUUUACACGUCUUUG